AUGACCUCAGAAAAAAGAAAUAUUUUGACUGUGGAAGAGUUACCAAUUUAUGCAACGAAGGUGGCAGACUCUCAGGACGCUUAUUCAACUGAACGUAAACCUGUUUUUGGUGAAGAAUAUUUUCGACAACUCCGAGUUGCUACAAAUAACUUUUUUGGAAUUCCUGAGUUGAAUCUGAGUAAAGUUACAGAGACUUUGGAACCAGUAAAGGAUGUAGCUAGUGCUACUGAAGAUUUCAUUCGAAAAGAAAAUACUGAAUUAUUUCCAAAAUUGGCAGCUAUAUCAUGGGGUGGGCUGGGGGGAUAUCUUUAUGGAAGAAGGAAAGGAUUUAUUAAAAAAUAUUUUUCUACCUCUGUUGGACUACUUGUAAUGACUGCUUUUUGUUAUCCAAAUGAAACAAUUAGAGUUGUUAGAACGGGUUUUGAACAUUCAAAGAUGUCUUGGGAGGAGUUUAAAAAAUGUAAGUUUUUUUUAAUUUCUAACGAAGUACUGUACGUUCGACAUUUACGGGCUAAGGAUAAGAUGGGAAAGGUGAAUGGAAUUGUUUCAUAUUUUAUGGCUUGUUUUUUGACAUUAGGACCGGUAUCCGCUAAUGUCGGGCCGUUUUUGCUGCCUUUUUUCAGUUUAAAAUUUUUUUAA
Molecule: messenger RNA, 639 nt
Organism: Meloidogyne enterolobii
Lineage: Eukaryota; Metazoa; Nematoda; Chromadorea; Rhabditida; Meloidogynidae
Source: the annotation of a GenBank genome assembly